AAUUAAAAAAAUAUACUACAAUACUAAUUUGAGCCCCUCCAUUUUAAGGAUAAUAAUUGAAAUAAGAAGUGGAUUUUAAAGGGGACGCUUAAGACCUAAUUUUAGUACCUGUCCAUUUCCAGUCUUUUCUUAUAAGGAAACAAUGGAAAGGAGACUUACAGGAAAGGGGAACUAUCUUAAUGUGCGCAAUUAAGGGUAGCAAAUCAGAAAUUACGGCUGUUUGGGCAGUGGUCGCUUCGCCAUGUUGGCGGAUUCCGGGGGCCACUUGCUCGUUUACCAUUUUAUGACAUAAAAAUUACAAAUCUUAAGACAUUAUACAUUUCAAAUAAUAUUUUAUGCUAUAGACAGUGAUAAAGGUGGGUAGAUGAAAAAGAGCCGUCGUUCGUUUAACUUCAAAGGGUAGACAGAAAUUUCUUAUCCCAAUUCUGACAUUUCUAGAUAUGCAUUUAUUUAUAUAGUGCUAAUCUACGGGUAGUUUUUUUAUACUGCCUUUAUCAUCAAUCAUAAGUAAAGAAGCAACUUCCAGAUUCAAAUAAACUUUUAAUACUUGCUAUGCACUUUUUACUAUCAGAAAAUAAGUUAAGUUGCGUUACGUUUUUAUAUUUUGGCUUUUACUCAUAUGUCAAUUUAAUUUUAGCCUAAACAAAUGAAGUGAUUUUAGCAAAUUGACGUGUAUUUCUAUUCAGUUUUCUCCUAAUUGUCAAUCUGUCUGGUUUUCUCUUUUUUAAAUGUAUAUAUAUUUUGAUGUUUACUAUAUUAGUCAUAUAUUUGUGAUUGGACAUAACAGAUAAAUCCACACGUAUUAAGAGAUACCAUCUGUCAAAAAAAAAACAUAUCAUUUAUAUCUUAAAAUCAACAAAACACUCGAGUUAGAUAUGAAACGACCUUAAAAGGACUCACAAAAAAAAUUUGCUUUCGUUCGAAAUUGGUCUUACGAUGCAGGUCUUAGUAUAUUUGUUAUUUAUUACCGUAGCGUGGGCAUCGCCUCGGUUAGACCCACUAGUGGACAGCAAGCGUGGUCUGAUCCGCGGUCUGCAGGCGACGGACGGAGACUACGCUAUGUUCCUCGGUAUACCAUACGCUAUGGUCAAUUAUACCAAUCCAUUUGGGGCAGCGCUGCCGUACCCUGAUUUUGAAGGCACAUUUGAUGCGUACGAUGAUUCAGCAAUUUGCAUACAGAAUUUACAAAGAACAGACCAAGCUAUCGGUACAUUGGAAUGUCUACAUCUAAACAUCUUUGUUCCUAACAAAGCAUCUUCUAUUAACAAACUUCCUGUUCUGUUCUGGAUACAUGGAGGUCGUUUUCUUUACGGUAAUGGAGGUAGAACGCAAUUCGGUGCUAAAUAUUUAGUCGAAAAAGAUGUUGUAUUGGUUACCAUUAACUAUAGAGUAGGUUUAUAUGGUUUUAUGUGUUUAGACACACCUGAAGUGCCAGGUAAUCAAGGAUUGAAAGAUCAGGUGGCAGCAUUAAGAUGGGUUAAGGAAAAUAUCGAAGCGUUUGGUGGAGAUCCUAACCAGGUCACAAUUUCUGGCGCGAGCGCUGGAGGUGUUUCUGUUGAUUACCACCUUUUAUCAAAGAAAGAGAAAUUAUUCAAUAAAGCUAUCAGUCAGAGUGGAACGAGUUUAUGUCCUUGGGGUGUUAUGGAAUCCGAUCAAAGUGUACCAAUUAGGAUAGCAUCAAGAUUAGGUUGGGAAACUGAUGACAUAAAUGACGCGGUACAAUUCCUAGCUAAUGUAGAUCCUAAAUUAGUGGUAACUACUGCGUUAGAUUUAUCAAUAACUUGCGUACCCUGUGUUGAAAAGGAAUUCGAAGGUGUUGAAGAUUUCAUCACCGAUCAUCCUAUGAAUUACGAUAUAAGUAAAGCGAAGAAUACACCAAUUUUAAUAGGUUAUACAAAUAUGGAGAAACUGUUCGAAUUUUACAACAAACCAGCAGAUAAAUACGAUGAGAAUGAAAUAUUCGAUGAGAAUCUUGGACUAGGAUUUCAUACUGUUGAUAUAAAUCAAGUUUCAUUGGUUAAACAAUUUUAUUUAGGUGAUGAAGCUGUGAGUGAAAUAAUGAAAUAUGAAUUGACAGAUUUUGAUUCGGACUACACUUUUAUUCAUCCAAUACAUAGAAGAUUAUCUAAUUAUUUAGAUAAUGAUGGUAAAGUCUAUCAUUACGUAUUCAAAUACAGUGGGGGUAGAAACUUUGGGAAGCUACGGGAUAAUAUAACAUAUCCUGGUGCGAUACAUUCUGAUGAAUAUGGUUAUUUAUUUGAAAUGACAGCACUGACAGAUACACCGACGGAUGAAGACCAAAUUAUGAUGGAUAGGAUGACCACUAUGUGGACGAAUUUCGCUAAAUAUGGAGACCCAACACCUGAGAUUUCAGAAGUUCUCCCUGUCAAAUGGUUGCCGAUUACGAAAAAUGCUCUCAACUAUUUAGAGAUUGACAAUGAAUUGAUUAUGAAAAAGAGGUCUUAUCACGCAAGAAUGGCAUUCUGGGAUUUAUACUAUCAGACGAAUAAGAAAUCAUUAAAAGGUUACAAAGAGGAAUGACGGUAGAAAUAAAUUUUUUACACCCAAUUUUUUUCAUUUAAAAU
Molecule: messenger RNA, 2585 nt
Organism: Papilio polytes (common Mormon)
Lineage: Eukaryota; Metazoa; Arthropoda; Insecta; Lepidoptera; Papilionidae
Product: esterase FE4-like
Exons: 3
Coding region: 937-2541 (534 amino acids)
Source: RefSeq, a predicted model, not a curated record